GAGGCGAAGGUGAGAUUUUUGUGAAUCGGAAGUGUGUUGUGACUCGAUCCUCGGGAUUUUAAGGCUAUUUUCUCCUCUGGCUCGAGGGAUUCACUGAGGAUACCUUUGGGAGAGCGAGGAGAAGGCGUGAGUGAGUGGUUGUGGCAGGAAGGAGAGGUGGAAGUGUGAGAAUUGGCCAUUUGGGUUGAACUUCUUCGGGUCGGAUGCGAAAAAACAUCUUUUUGAGGUACAACAAGAACAAGAAAAACACAUGACAAAAUUACCCUGGUGAAGCAAGUCGCAGCCCAGUCUAAUGUUUGUUUUGCCGGACCCAGGAGUAUGGUGCAAGUAGGAGAAGGAAGACAAUGAGGAAUAAAGAGAACCACUUUGUAUCCCGAAGGUUAGCCUCUUGAGUCUCAGCUGGCCACAUGACCUGGUUGGUGACACAGAGGGAGGGCUGGAAUCAGACCUUCCUGGCUUAUCCAAGAGGCAACUUGUUUGCAAGAAGGUGCUAUGGAGGUUGGUUGCUCACAAGAGUUCGCAGAACUUGUGCUUCCAAGAACUCAAGAUAGGUACAGAAAUCAUGCAGGCGUGAAGUGAUUGUUGGCCAUGUGAAGAUGGUCGAGCCACAACAGAAAAGGGUGAAGUUGCCCCCCUCGGGAGAUGACGGUGGGGGGCAGCUGCUGCCACGGCCAGACUUAGAAAUCAUCCACGCACAGCUCAUUCGUAAAUGUCUGUGCUCCUUACAGCUACCAGACAUCCUGCAUACAUUAGCUGUCUGCAAUGACUGCUUUUCCUCUCAUCCUGUAUCCCACAUGUUGCGGCUGCGUGACGAAACUCUCCUCUACAUCAGCAUGCUCACCUUGUUUUUUGAAGUGUCCCUCAGACAGCAGAGCAGAGGUGUGCUGUGCUCCCGCAUCAGUGAGGUUGUUGCAGCAGGAGCAGACAAUGAAGGGGCUGUGCUGGACAUCCUCUUUGGUUUCAUGGCCUCAGAGGACAAGUACAUCAGUUACUCAGCCUCCCGUGCUCUCUCCUCAUUACUGCUGAUGCUUCGAGGCCGUGCCAGUGAACUUGUUUUAGAAAAGCUUGUAGAAAACCUUGCAGAUUCAACCAACUUAAUUGAAGUAGGCCAUUCCAUUGAGGUAGUGAGAAGAGUGAUUGAGUGGAAGGAUCUAGAUGAACAUCCGCUUGAAGGGACUGAGGCAGAGAGUGGUCAGCCGCCAGAUUGUUCAAAAAUAACUUUAACUCCUGCUGAUACCCAAGGAGUGAAUGAGGUGAAAUACGUAGCAACUAAGAAGUUAGAUCGCAAGUGGUUCCUCCUGGUAGCAAGGUUGACAGAAUUAGUUAAUGAGUUUACUGUGGAGAGAGAACAUGUUAUUGUAUCAUUUUUAACAUUGUGGGAGUCAUUAAUAUCAGUGAAAGCUAAUUUAUCAGUGACAGAUACUAAAGAAUUUUACUCAGGAUUGGAACGCCUGAUGACUCCACUCACGCGACACACACAUACCAUUGUGUGGCGGAAAGUGCUUGAUCUUUACAACGAGGUCUUGUGUUAUGGGAGUACGCUGGCCCUCCAGGACGUAUUAGCAGAGGAGCCCUGUAACUUGGCCCACCUCCUUAUUCGUGCAGUGAAAGAUCGGCGGUUUUUGGAGUGUGUGCCUUGUGGGGGGUCAGCGGGAAACAGAUCACAACCAAGUCAGAGCUCAUCCAUGGACAUUGGAGCUGGGCCCAGUUCAGGAACAGUGAAUGGUAUGGACCAAGGGGAUCGUACGAUAUUACACAAAGUGGUGUUGGUGGUUCUGAAGGCCAUAGCAGUGACAGUGAAAGAGACGCGCUGUGACUCUUCGUCGGAGAAUUCUUCCCGUUCUGGAGGAUCAGGGUCCGAGGAUGUGGACAUGGCAAUUAUAGAACGCAGCUUAAGAGAAGUGGUGCGCAAAGUGGACCACUUUGUCAAAUCGAAGUUGCCCUACCACCCAGAGGCUCCGAUGGCUGAGUGGAUGGUGCGACUCUUUGCCGACCAGGACGACUGGUUGGUGGAAUCCAUGGUCUGUGGCCUUGACAUUUUCACUGGAUUAGGAAUACGUAUAAGGCAGCAACCCGAACUUCAUGCCUGCGUCAACCCACACACCACCUUCCUGGUUUUCCUCGAGACCAUUUACCUGGAACAUGAUGUGCUUCUGGAUCUCCUGGUAUCCAACGAGACUUCCUUCCUCCUCUACCUGCUACGCUACCUCAAAUUCAUCCGUCGCAGUUGGCAGGAGUUUGCCUCCCACUGUGGCCACCGCCUAGAGGAGGUCAUGACAGUCUUAAUCCGUCUCCGUUUUGCCAUUGAUCGGCUGGUGUCCAAGAACCUCUUCCCAUAUAACAUAAGCCCUGUGCUGAAGCUGUUGCAGAAGUGUGAGGAGCUGUAUGAGGUCGGGAAUCAUUAGCUCCCUCAUCUCGAGCAGAGUACAAGAGACGAAAGGCCUCUUGUUCCUCCAACUCUUCAUCUGGGAGCUUGUUCUUGGAAGUUUUUUUUUUUCCCAAUAAUUUUUGUUUUUUUUUGUUUUAUAUCUUGUUUUUUAGAAACUUCAUACCUUUCUCAAGGAGUGAUAAUUAUGUGAGGUGAUGUUUGCAAGAAAUUAAUCAUUUUAUAAAGAAAUUAUUAACUUUCAUCAUCUUUGUAAGAUCUGUCAUACCCAUGUAUAACGUUCAUUUCUUUUACUUACUUUUAAUGAUUCUCUAAUUGAAAAGAUUAUGAAAAAAAGAAAAGAAAAAGAAGAAGAAGAAGAAAAAAGGAAAGUUGUUGAUAUUAUUGUCUUAGCGUAAAUAAUCUGAUACUCAAGACUCUUUGUCCAUUCCCCUAAUAUAUAUUUUUCUUUAUGCAUAAACUUUUCCUCAUUGAUUCAUGUCAUAACAGCGUAUAAACUUUCAGGUAAUAUACACUUGAUUCCUGUGACAAAUUAUCUUUGUUAUGCAAUUGACGAUUGGUUGCUUUUCUAGGUAGUUGUUUGUGGGGGGGGGGGGGGUGUGUGGGAGGAGACAGAGGAGCAGCAGAAGCAGAAUAAGAUCGUCAUAAUUAUUAUUAUUAUUAUUAAAUCAUUAUUGUUAUUAUCAUCAUCAUUAUUAUUAUUUAUUAUCAUUAUUAUUAUUUAUUAUCAUUAUUAUUAUUAUUUAUUAUCAUUAUUAUUAUCAUUUAUUAUCAUCAUCAGUAUCAAUGUUAUUAUCAUUAUUAUUGCUAUAAUUGUGUUCAUUAUUACUUAUUUUAAUUUUUAUUGCUAGCACUUCUUAAUACAAACAUUAUCAGCACAAUUAUGGUGUGGAUGAUGAUUACCUUAAUUAUUAUAGAUGCAAUUUGAUGAUUGUAAUAGUAAUGUUGAGGAAAUUUCAGUGACGAGAAUAAUUAUUAUAAAGAUGUGAUCAGAAUUUAGUGAUAAUGGUUUAUGAAGUAGUUGAUUAAAUUAAAAAUUAGAAUUAAAAAAUGUAAAGAAAUUACUGGGUGUUUUGUUGCUGAUUUUAUUAUUAUUAUUAUUGUCAUAGUUUUUAAAACUAUUGUAUGAACAUUCAGUUCACAAUAAGAUCUACAUCAUUUUUUGUUUUGAUUGUUACAAGUUCUUGUUAUAUUAUUAAGACAAAAAACAAAAAGAAAAUCUCCCCCCCCCCUUCUUCCAUUUUUGUUAUUAUUAUUUUUUAUUUAGUUAUUUUUAAAAGUAAAUUGUGGAUCAUAUUUCUGCAGGACAGUAAAGGAUCAAGCGGUGCUCCUCUUUAUAGUUGAUAGUAAUGUGUAGAAGCCAGUGUCUUGUAUGCCGUUUGUAGUUUGUAAGUUGUUUUGUUGCAGAAAUCCCUCUGCAACGAUCAUUGUUUGCCAUGUGUAUAUAUGAUGUUGAAUGAGUUGAUAGUUAUUUCCUAUGGGACAUUAUACUGUAAUGAUUACAAGUUGUGACGAAAAGACCAUAGUGCAGACUUUUUUUUCUUGAAAGGUUCAGCUGGUCUGCUGUGGAAGGAAAGCGACCUGUAGGGAUGUGGGUAAUGUGUAGUCUCUGCUCUGUUCAGCUGGACGUCUGGUUCGCGUGUCUUCUUAUGUCGCAUUGGGAAAGGCUCCGUUUGUCGUCUUUAUUUAUUUACAUCCCCCACCACCCUAGUUUCUGCCUCUUAUGAUUUUAAAACGAAACAGAUGGUCACAGUGUUCACUUAGGAAUGGGAGUAUAUAUUUACUAUUGAGUGUUAUUUAGAGAAUUCAUUCAGGUGUUUGUGAUAUCUUUAGCCUGCCACUUAAAAUUUAUACAUUCUGAUGUUAACACUAUACACAAGGUACACAUAAAUUGAUAUUUACAUGUUGAUUCAAACAAAAAGUAUUUUUGCUCAAACUUAACACUUGUGAUUACUCCUUAAAGUGGAAGAAAUGCAUAGAAUGUUGUCUCAUAAUUUCUCAGGUUGUAUAAUCCUAGAAAAAAGAAAGAAAGAUGCAUUUAAGGUGAUGUUCAUUUAGCCAUUGCACUUCUUUUGUUUGACUUGGAGCUUAGUUGCUGUUUAUUUUCGUAUCAGUAAUCAGAGAACCUCUGUUAAAAACUCGGUGAUUUUAGGUUAGUGUUUGGAAAGAAGUAUAUGAUGAAAGGGGUAAAUGAACACUGAUUGAUUGAAUGAUUGACAGAUUAAUCAGGCAAUACAUAAGGGCCUAUAUUUUUUACUAGUAUGUAAAACUUGAAAAAGGAAAGUCUUGUGAAUAUGUGUUGAAUACAGAGUAGCAGAUGAUUACAAAGCAAGUUAUAAUAACUUUGUUGAUAACCACAUUUAACCUGUGUAAUAUCUCUCCCCAUAGUGAUCCUGAUAAUUUGAUUUUUUAUUUGUAUUAUUUGCAUUGUAUAUACAUUUAUUUGUUAUGAUGUUAAUUGCAUGGAUAUGUACCAUUCUCUCCUCCCCACAAAAUUAAUGAUACCCUAGAAAAAUUAUUUUCUAAUUUUCAGGAUCAUUUAGGAUGUGACACUAAACAGAAUACAACACUCAUGCAGUCAACUUCAUCAUUUCCAGUAUAAUUUCUCAAUUGUUCACAAAUCACCUAAUCUCUCUCACUGUGCAGUAUUUUCUUUUGAUACAGAAGGAAUAUUUUUGUAUUUAUUUUAGAAACUAUUUAUUAGUGAGAAUUCAAGCCUCUUUGCAAACAGUUCUUUCAACAGGUGACUCCACCUCCUGUAAAAGUAACUAGCCACUUAUGUAUUAAAGGCAUGUUCUCAGAAACACAGGGCUGUGUUCAAGGAAAACAUUCAUGGUUGAAGUAUCAGGUAUAUUGGUUUUAAAUUGUCGCCUUUUUUGUUUUUAGAAAUUUAUUGAAGAUAUUCACUGAAACCUGGUUUUCAAUUCCUGGUUAUGGGGCAUGUACUGAAUGUUAAUGCAAAAUGGUGCAAAAGAUGAAUCCAUUUAGCAAGAGUUCUGGACUGCACUAGUUUAGAUGGGGCAUUGCUCCAUGUUUCAGCUGUAGUGUUUCUCUUGAUCAUAGCUUAAAGCUCUAGUCUGUAGAUAUGUGCCAUGGACUGUAGGGAAAGAAGUACCAUUUUUAUUUUGUAGUUUCAGUAACCUUACCACAGGUACAACAAUAGGGAUCCAGCAAGGAGCGAGUGUGGAUCGUCCGAGAGCCAUCACAACCAGUUAACCUUUUUUUAUCUUGCUAACCUAUGAAUCCAACAUGUUGUGUACAAGUAUUGGGUGUUUUUAUUUUACUUUUUCUAUUUUUUAUUUUUUUAAGAUUGUAAAGAUCUUGCUAGACUUUACAAUUUGUUAUGAUUAUUGAGUAUUUUUACCAACUCCCAUGCGUGUCCCCAUUCAACCUCAGAGAUAUUAUUAUUAAACAGAUUUAAGUUGUUCAAUCUGAGAGCAGUUAGUAAAAAUCAUUGUAAGUCAUCAUUGAUAUUAGCAUAUGCUACUUUUGCUAGAGCCUUGAAUGCUAGAAUUAUCAGGCGUCUUAUGAAAAAAUUAAUUUUCAACUUUAACUCUUUAAGGACAAAUAAAGUAUAAAUUGCCGUUUCCUUAAUUACCUUCAUUAACACAUUUAUAUAUAUUUUUUUUGUCAGUACUAAAGAGAUAGUGGUUUAAGCAUCAUGCAAGGAAAAUUAGGAUUCUCAAAGGAAGUAGAGCUUUUUGUUAUUGUUAUGUUCAUUCCCCCCACCUAAAUAAUAAAAUAUAUAUAUAUGAUCGGGAUCUUUUGAAAUUAGAGAUUGAAACAAAAUCAAAAUGGCUAUUUUGUACAAGAUGAGUCUACCUCUGAUUGGUCAUAACAAGACUGGAUUUUCUCAUGUUACUUUUUUUUUUUUUUUUUUUUUGACCCAAGAAGGAAUAACACACCUGUGCUUUGUAAUUUCCAUAAUGUAUAAUUUUUGAUGAAAGGAAAUUUAAUAAAAAAAAUUAAAAAUACUGAUAAUA
Penaeus indicus is the source of this 6369-nucleotide messenger RNA. RefSeq names its product protein lines-like (gene lin). Bases 597 to 2405 code for a protein of 602 amino acids. The record is from RefSeq and is a predicted model, not a curated record. Lineage: Eukaryota; Metazoa; Arthropoda; Malacostraca; Decapoda; Penaeidae. The transcript is spliced from 4 exons.